Vanrija pseudolonga is the source of this 1425-nucleotide messenger RNA. RefSeq lists its product as uncharacterized. Gene Ontology annotation, biological process: protein N-linked glycosylation. Lineage: Eukaryota; Fungi; Basidiomycota; Tremellomycetes; Trichosporonales; Trichosporonaceae. The transcript has 9 exons. Gene Ontology annotation, molecular function: alpha-1,6-mannosylglycoprotein 6-beta-N-acetylglucosaminyltransferase activity. The record is from RefSeq and is a predicted model, not a curated record. The coding region runs from base 1 to 1425 and encodes 474 amino acids.
AUGAUAACACGCAAGCUCCAGCCAAAGGCUGCACAGACGUUGACCGCGCGGCGACUCGCCGACCCGCCGCGCUGCCGCCGCGCACGCCAGCUCCGGCAGCUGCAGCGCUUCCUCGACAAUCCCGAGUGGAAGUACGACGACGCGACGAUGGCUGCGCUCCGCCGGCUGGAGCGCUGCGUGCUCGGCCUGUCCGACUGCCCGGGCACGCCGCUCAUCGUCAGCCUGUACUGGUUUGCGUACAACGGCGUGCGGGGCGGCAGCGCGGGCGAGGAGGUGUGGAUGCGCGAGGUGAUCGACAGCGCCGAGGCCGAGGGCUUUGUCGUCGUCACGGGGCAUACGCGCGCCAGCAUACUCCACCUCGUGCGCAAGCUCAGCCUGUCGAUCCGCAUGGUGUGGUUCAAUGAGAACAACGCGCUCGAGUGCGUGUCCAACCCGCGCUGUAUCCGCUCCCAGGACUACGUCGAGGCGACCGACGUCACGCUGCGGCACGACAUUGCCGCCAUCGCACCGAGCGAGAUGGGCACGCUGCCGCUUUGGAAGAUCUUCGUGACGACCUACGUGGGUUGGGGGAGCAGGCCGAGCAACGCCGACCGGCCAGGCUUCAAGAUGCACCGGGACUGGGCGGUGCCCGAGAAGGGGGGCGACGAGGUGUGGGCGUUCCAGCCGCUCGGGCGGCGGUGGCAGAUUACGCCAUACCCGUACCCCGGGCACACGUUUGUGCCCGUAUCGAUGGAGCGCGAGUGCCUCGCGACGCCGGCGGUGCGGAAACGGACGCGCCGCGUCGUCGUGCUGGGGAAACGCGCCAGCUACUUCCAGUCGCGGUUCUCCAGUAUCCAGUGGGACGUUGUGCGGCGGCGCCUCGGCCAGGAGGACAUCGAGCUCGUCGCGGCCAUGGAGAACGACAACGCCACGGUGCCGGCGGGGAUCAAGAACGUCGGCAAGCUCGACCACGGCGCCUACGCGAGCCUGCUGAGCGCGUCGUCGGCCCUCCUGGGCAUCGGGAGCCCGAUGAUCAGCCCCGCACCGUACUUUGCCCUGUGCCGCGGGGUGCCGGUCGUCAUGCCGCUCAAUCUGCACGACGUCCCCAGCAGUGCCGGAGGACACGCGCAGCAUGGGCCGGUGAGCGCAUUGUCCAAACCCUACGUGUACCCGUACCACCCGACCGACAGUGAGGGCCUGAUCGCGCAGGUGAUCGCGGCAGUGGACACGCCGAUCAAGCCAUACGUCCCGCCAGGCCACGGCGCCGAGGACGUCAAGGCCCGCACACACGCCAUGCUGCACUACGACUACGAGGGCGAGUACACCACGAUCGUCAAGGCGCGCGGCGGCUCGGUACCCGGCAUUAAGAAUUACAUGCUGCGCAAGUGCUUUGACUGGGGGGACUGCUUCCACCACGGGUACACGCAAGAGUACCGAGGGGAUUAG